Messenger RNA from Papilio machaon (common yellow swallowtail), 1263 nucleotides. RefSeq lists its product as uncharacterized. Gene Ontology annotation, biological process: proteasome-mediated ubiquitin-dependent protein catabolic process; protein monoubiquitination; protein polyubiquitination. The transcript has a single exon. Gene Ontology annotation, molecular function: cyclin binding; ubiquitin protein ligase activity; ubiquitin conjugating enzyme binding. Bases 18 to 1250 code for a protein of 410 amino acids. Lineage: Eukaryota; Metazoa; Arthropoda; Insecta; Lepidoptera; Papilionidae. Gene Ontology annotation, cellular component: nucleus; cytosol; ubiquitin ligase complex. The record is from RefSeq and is a predicted model, not a curated record.
AAAUAAUAUAAGUGAAAAUGUUAGUAAAAAAUAUUUUUAUAGAAUUGCGUUCGCGAUUACGUAGUUGUAAUGUUUAUAUAACUACUAGUAUUGAUUUAAAUAAGAAUUGUAAUUUAAAAAUUAAUAUACAAUCGAAUUGCAUUGUACUGAAUUAUUACAACAAUAGUGAUUAUAUAAGAAGGGAUAGUCUAUCCUCGAUAGAAAGUCUGUCAGAUUAUUCUGACGAUGAAUUCGAUGAUACAUCUAUAAUAGCAAUUGAUGAGUUCUGUCAUAUAAUACCGAAUUCAAUGUCAUGUCUUAAAAUAGAUAAAAAUACGAUAUCAUUUCGUGUUUUAACACAACCGAAAAAUGGUGGUAAUUUUUACUCGGAAUUUCUAUCAGCAAAUAAUCUUACAGAUUCAUUAAAAACUAGUGAAUUAAAAAUUAAUCUAAACGCUGAAAAUGAUAUGAAAAUAAUUUGCGCCAAUUGCUCUAAUGUCAUAUCAAUUGAAUCUGUCAAAUUUGACAGAAUAUUGGAGUUGCCAACUGAAAAUAUAGAUAUGUCGGAAUGGUUCUGUCACGGUCAUAGUCAUGGCAGUACUUCGGAACCGAUCGUUUUGAAACAGAAUAAAAACGAUUUUCUUUACCGUUUAACAUAUUUUAUAGUUAAUAAAAAUUUGUUAUCCGAAAAAACGAACAAAUUUAACCUCAAAAGGGAUAUUUAUCAUUGCAACAGAUGUUUAGCUUGGUUAGGUAUAAAAAUUAAAGAUACAGUCAAAUUAUUUAAUUCCGAAAUAAAAAUUCAACAAAAUAGUACAGAUAGUUACGUAUUUUCGCAUAAUAAUCCAACUAAUAUAAGUAUAGACGAUUUUAUUUACACUAUCGAAUGUAUGACGAAAGAAUCAAACUUAGGUCUGCAAUAUGCUGUUAUGUGUAAAAUUGUUCUGGAAUGUUCUAUAACAUCAACAAACAAACAGUAUCUAUUAAUUUGGGUUAUGGACAAAGAGUUACAAGUCUUAAGGAAUAAUGAGGUUAUAGAAAGUGAAAAAGUUACAUUAAAUUCUAGUUUUUUGACUAAAAUAUUGUACAAAGUUGAAUUAUGUUUGAAUGAAGAGGUUGAAAGUUGGUUGUCGGAUCCUACAGUGGUCAGUACAGAUAUAUCUAAGAGUAUGUUCUGUAAAGGACUAGAACAUCUGAAGUCAACAUCGCAGAAAGUUCCAGAAGCAUUCCGUAGCAGUAACGGUUAUAGCAUCAGUUAUUUGAAAGUCUGAUAAAUAAAGAUCA